This is a messenger RNA of Xyrauchen texanus (razorback sucker), 11560 nucleotides long. RefSeq names its product kalirin RhoGEF kinase a (gene kalrna). Gene Ontology annotation, biological process: protein phosphorylation; intracellular signal transduction; axon guidance. The transcript is spliced from 60 exons. The coding region runs from base 115 to 9042 and encodes 2975 amino acids. Gene Ontology annotation, cellular component: cytoplasm; postsynaptic density. The record is from RefSeq and is a predicted model, not a curated record. Gene Ontology annotation, molecular function: ATP binding; guanyl-nucleotide exchange factor activity; protein binding. Lineage: Eukaryota; Metazoa; Chordata; Actinopteri; Cypriniformes; Catostomidae.
UGCGGUGCUGAUCGAGGGCUGUGCCGUGAAAACUUACAAGGAUAUGGAGAUGAUGGAGCGCUGAAUCUGGAUUUAUUUCCCGUUUUAUUCGAGCUGUGAGAUCUGAGAGGAAAGAUGAAUUCUGCUGAGGCGGCGGAGGACGGACCCAAUGAUUCAGACACGGACGCGUUCUUCAAAACAGGGUCUUUCAGGAGUGAAGGCAUUAAAGCGUCUGAUGUUCUUCCUGUGUUGAGAGAGAAAAUAGCGUUUGUUUCAGGCGGCCGUGAUAAGCGAGGCGGUCCCAUCUUGACAUUCCCCAUCCGAAGUAACCAUGACCGAAUAAAACAAGAAGACAUGAGACGACUCGUCACAUACCUGUCCACCGUGCCCAGUGAGGAUGUGUGUAAGAGGGGCUUCACUGUGAUUAUUGAUAUGCGUGGCUCCAAGUGGGAACUGAUAAAGCCAUUACUGAAGACCCUGCAGGAAGCUUUUCCGGCUGAGAUCUGUGUUGCUCUCAUCAUCAAACCAGACAACUUCUGGCAGAAACAGAAAACCAACUUUGGCAGUGCAAAGUUUACAUUUGAGACUAGCAUGGUGUCCGUUGAGGGUUUGACCAAGCUUGUGGACCCAUCUCAGUUAACGGAUGACUUUGAGGGCUGUCUUGAGUAUAAUCAUGAGGAAUGGAUAGAACUCCGAGUCUCUCUGGAGGAGUUCCUGUCCAGUGCCGCUCACCUCCUCUCUCGUCUGGAGGACCUGCAGGAGACACUGGCCAAGAAAGAGUUCCCAGUGGAUGUGGAGGGCUCACGGCGGCUCAUUGACGAGCACACCCAGCUUAAGAAGAAGGUGAUGAAGGCUCCAGUUGAGGAGCUGGACCACGAGGGUCAGCGUCUGCUGCAGUGCAUCCGCUCCAGUGACGGCUUCUCAGGGAAGAACUGUAUCUCUGGUAGUGCUGACUUCCAGAGUGUGGUUCCUAGGAUCGCCAGUCUGCUGGAUAAACUCCACAGCACCAGACAGCACCUCCACCAGAUGUGGCACCUGAGGAAGCUGAAGCUGGACCAGUGUUUCCAGCUCCGAUUGUUUGAACAGGAUGCAGAGAAGAUGUUUGACUGGAUCAGUCACAAUAAGGAGUUAUUUCUUCGGAGUCACACAGAUAUCGGCGUAAGUUACCAGCACGCCAUGGAGCUGCAGACGCAACACAACCACUUUGCCAUGAACUCAAUGAAUGCAUAUGUGAAUAUUAACCGCAUCAUGUCAGUGGCGUCGCGGCUCUCGGAGGCGGGUCACUACGCAUCACAGCAGAUCAAACAGAUCGGCACGCAGCUCGAUCAGGAGUGGAAGGGUUUUGCCGCCGCUCUCGAUGAACGCAGCACCAUCCUCGCCAUGUCUGGAGUCUUCCAUCAGAAAUCUGAACAGUUUCUAUCGGGUGUGGAAGCUUGGUGUAAGAUGUGCAGUGAAGGUGGUUUGCCAUCUGAGAUGCAGGAUCUGGAAUUGGCAAUUCACCAUCACCAGACACUCUAUGAACAGGUCACACAGGCUUAUACAGAGGUGAGCCAGGAUGGUAAAGCAUUGUUGGAUGUUCUUCAGCGUCCAUUAAGUCCUGGUAACUCUGAGUCGCUGACAGCCACAGCCAACUACUCUAAAGCAGUGCACUGCAUCCUGGACGUGGUGCAUGAGGUGCUGCAUCAUCACAGGCGGCUGGAAAACAUCUGGCGACACCGCAAGGUCUGUCUGCAUCAGCGACUGCAGCUCUGCGUCUUCCAGCAGGACGUCCAACAGGUGAUUGACUGGAUCGAGAACCAUGGGGAGGCGUUCCUCAGUAAGCACACAGGUGUUGGGAAAUCACUGCACAGGGCCAGAGCCUUACAGAAGCGCCAUGAUGAUUUUGAGGAGGUCGCGCAGAACACUUACACCAAUGCUGAUAAACUCCUGGAAGCGGCCGAGCAGUUGGCCCAGACAGGCGAGUGUGACCCAGAGGAGAUCUAUAAGGCGGCUCGACACCUGGAGGUCAGGAUCCAGGACUUCGUUAGGAGAGUCGAGCAGAGAAAACUAUUGCUGGAUAUGUCUGUCUCCUUCCACACGCACACUAAAGAGUUGUGGACGUGGAUGGAGGACCUGCAGAAGGAGCUGUUGGAGGAGGUAUGUUCAGACUCUGUUGAUUCAGUUCAGGAGCUCAUCAAACAGUUUCAGCAGCAACAGACGGCCACAUUGGAGGCCACACUCAACGUCAUCAAAGAAGGCGAAGACCUUAUACAACAACUCAGAGACUCAGCAAUGAGCAGUAAUAAGCUGCCGCACAUGAGCUCCAUCGCUCACAUUGAGAGUGUGCUGCAGCAGCUGGACGAGGCGCAGGGACACAUGGAGGAGCUAUUCCACGAGAGAAAGAUCAAACUUGACAUCUUCCUGCAGCUUCGCAUCUUUGAGCAGUACACCAUUGAGGUAACAGCAGAGUUAGAUGCGUGGAAUGAAGAUCUGGUCCGUCAGGUGAGCGAGUUCACCGUAGAAGAGCCCAGUCAGGCUGAGCAGAGACUGCAGCGACAUGCAGAGAGAAAACUGGCCAUGAACAGCAUGACUUAUGAGGUCAUGCAGCAGGGUCAAGACCUGCACCAGUACAUCAUGGAGGUCCAAGCUUCAGGUAUUGAGUUGACCAGUGAGAAGGAGGUGGAUCUGGCCACUCAGGUUCAGGAGCUGUUGGAGUUUCUUCAUGAGAAACAGCAUGAGCUGGACAUGAGCUCAGAACACACACACAAACAUCUGGAGCAAUGUGUGCAGUUACGCCACCUGCAAGCUGAGGUUAAACAGGUUUUAAGUUGGAUUCGUAAUGGCGAGUCUAUGCUGGAUGCAAAUAUGGUGAAUGCAAGUUCACUGUCAGAGGCUGAACAACUACAGAGAGAACAUGAACAGUUCCAGCUCGCGAUCGAGUCUUUGUUUCAUGCUAACUCUCUGCAGAAGACUCAUCAGAGUGCACUACAGGUGCAGCAGAAGGCAGAGCUGAUGUUACAGGCUGGACACUAUGACCCUGAUGCCAUCCGCAGCUGUGCUGAGACGGUGGCAGUGCACUGGCAGCAGCUCAUGCUGAAGAUGGAGGACAGACUAAAGCUGGUCAAUGCCUCUGUGGCCUUCUACAAGACAUCAGAACAGGUUUGUAGUGUGUUGGAGAGUCUGGAGCAGGAGUACCGGCGGGAUGAAGAUUGGUGUGGAGCUCAUGAUAAACUGGGAUCUUUGGCAGAGAUAGAUCAUAUACUUCCACUUAUCAGCAAACACCUGGAGCAGAAAGAGGCUUUUCUCAAGGCUUGUACUCUGGCCAGACGCAAUGCUGAGGUUUUCCUCAAAUACAUCCACCGGAAUAAUGUCAGCACUCAGGGCUCGUCUGGAAACACCCGUGGUCCUGAGCAACAGGUCAAAGCCAUCCUAAAUGAACUGCUGCAGAGGGAGAACAGAGUUCUGCAUUUCUGGACGAUGAAGAAGCGAUGUUUGGAGCAGUGUCAACAGUACAUAGUGUUUGAACGCAGUGCCAAACAGGCAUUAGAGUGGAUAGAGGAGGCAGGAGAGGUCUAUCUUACCACUCACAAGAGCCCUGGAGUCUCAGUGGAGAAAACUCAGGAACUGCUGAAAGAAUAUGAAGAGUUCUGCAUCUCUGCCAAGCAAACUAAAGAGAGAGUGAAGAUGUUGAUCCAGUUGGCAGAUAAUUUUGUGGAGAAGGGACACAUGCAUGUCACCGAGCUGAAGAAAUGGGUGACGACAGUGGGCAAGCGCUACAGAGAUUUCUCCCUACGUAUGGGCAAAUAUCGCUGCAGUCUGGAGAACACGCUGGGCAUCAGCUCUGAGGAUAAUAAGGAUCUGGAGUUGGAUAUCAUUCCUGCAAGUCUGACCGACCCUGAGGUCAAACUGCGUGACCCCAACCAUGAGGUGAAUGAGGAGAAGAGGAAAUCAGCCCGCAAGAAAGAGUUCAUAAUCGCAGAACUGUUACAGACAGAAAAGGCCUAUGUGAGGGACAUACGUGAAUGCUUAGAGACGUAUCUGUGGGAGAUGACCAGUGGAGUGGAAGAAGUACCUCCAGGAAUCACCAACAAAGAGCAAAUCAUCUUCGGGAACAUUCAGGAGAUUUACGACUUCCACAAUAAUAUAUUCCUGAAAGAGCUGAUUAAUUAUGAGCAGUUACCAGAGGAUGUGGGCCAUUGCUUUGUCACAUGGGCUGAUAAGUUUAAUAUAUAUGUGAAAUAUUGCAAAAAUAAACCAGAUUCCAGUCAACUCAUUCUGGAGCAUGCUGGGAGUUUUUUUGAUGAGAUACAGAAGAGACAUGGUCUGACUAACUCCAUAUCAUCAUACCUUAUCAAACCUGUGCAGAGAAUCACCAAAUACCAGCUGCUGCUCAAGGAGCUGCUGUCGUGCUGUGAAGAGGGCAAAGGUGAAAUUAAAGAUGGGCUGGAGGUCAUGCUGAGUGUUCCAAAGCGAGCCAACGAUGCCAUGCAUGUCAGCAUGCUAGAAGGUUUUGAUGAGAAUCUGGAUGUCCAGGGUGAACUCAUUCUGCAGGACACCUUCCAAGUGUGGGACCCCAAAUCGUUGAUCCGUAAGGGACGAGACCGACACCUCUUCCUAUUCGAGAACUCCCUCGUCUUCAGCAAAGAGAUCAAAGACUCGGCAGGACGAUCUAAAUACAUUUUCAAGAACAAACUACUGACAUCUGAGUUGGGUGUAACAGAGCAUGUGGAGGGUGAUCCAUGUAAAUUUGCUCUCUGGGUUGGACGCACACCCUCGUCAGACAACAAAACUGUCCUAAAGGCAUCCAGUAUCGAGGUGAAGCAGGAAUGGAUCAAACACAUUCGUGAGGUAAUUCAGGAGAGAAUCAUUCACCUGAAGGGGGCACUGAAGGAACCAAUCCACAUUCCCAAACCCCCCGCCAAACCUCGCAACAACAGCAAGAGGGACGCUGGUGAAGAUGCAGACAGUCAGGGUGAUGGCAGCAGUCAGCCGGAUACCAUUUCCAUUGCCUCCAGAACCUCUCAGAACACUAUGGACAGUGACAAGCUCUCUGGAGGAUGUGAGUUGACGGUGGUCCUGCAGGAUUUCGUGGCGGGUAGUGCAUCUGAGCUCAGUAUCCAGACAGGUCAGACUGUGGAGCUGUUAGAGCGGUCCAGUGAGCGUCCGGGCUGGUGUUUGGUGCGGACCACCGAGCGGACCCCUCCUCAGGAGGGACUGGUGCCCAGCAGCGCUCUCUGUAUCUCUCACUCUCGCAGCAGUGUGGAGAUGGACUGCUUUUUCCCUCCAGGCAAAGAGAACUAUACAGUUAGCGGUCCAGAAGGGAAGACGGAGUCCGUGACCUCGUUGCAGCCGCAGGCAUCACUGAACUCCCUACAGAGCAGUUCACCGGGACCCAAGCGCUCUGGAAACACACUGAAGAAGUGGCUGACCAGCCCCGUCCGGCGCCUCAGUCACGGCAGCAACAUCAAGAAGAUCCCCAGCAAACAGAAGCCAAAACGAGAUGGACGCAAGAGCAUCGACCUGGGGCCACCCGAACUACAGGACGACACUCUUGAGGAGAGAGUGCGUAAAGAAGAGAGAACGCUCUCCAAAACUUCUUCGGGGAUGCACAGCGGAGGAGAGGAGGAACCUGAGGAUGAGUCACACACCCCCCUGCCUCCACCCAUGGAGAUCAUCAAAGACCCCUCCGCUCAGGAAGAGAAGUCGUCUGUGCUUCUGGCUUCUCGACAGAGCUCGGCUGACGUCCCCAGUGCUGCUGAGCUUGUCAGUGCUAUAGAGAAACUGGUCAAAACUAAGAUGACACUGGAGUCGGGGUCUUACCUAGGGAUUAGUUCAGUGAACACAGCAGACCAGAGCUCAACGCCACCCAGAAACCCUGAACUGGAGCAGAAAGCCAAAGCAAUGCGAGGACGCAUGUUUGUUCUGAAUGAAUUAAUUCAGACAGAAAAAGACUAUGUGAAGGAUUUGGGUAUCGUGGUGGAGGGUUUUAUGAAAACAAUAGAGGAUAAAGGCGUUCCUGAUGAUAUGAAAGGAAAAGAAAAGAUCGUUUUUGGAAACAUUCAUCAAAUCUAUGACUGGCACAAAGAUUUCUUUGUGGGAGAACUGGAAAAAUGUCUUGAAGAUCAGGAAAAGCUGCCCGGGCUGUUCAGUAAACAUGAGAGAAGACUACACAUGUAUGUUAUUUAUUGCCAGAACAAAUCCAAAUCUGAAUUCAUCGUUGCAGAGUACGAUUCAUACUUUGAGGGGAUUCAGCAAGACAUCAACACCAGACUUGGCAUCAGUGAUUUCCUCAUUAAGCCCAUUCAGAGAAUCACCAAAUAUCAACUGUUACUAAAGGACUUUUUGAAAUACAGCUCAAAGGCUGGACUGGAUUGUCAGGAUAUAGAGAAGGCAGUAGACCUGAUGUCACAGGUGCCCAAGCUGUGCAAUGACAUGAUGAACCUGGGAAGACUGCAGGGAUUUGAGGGUAAGGUGACGAGUCAGGGCAAGCUCCUGCAGCAGGAGACGUUCUUCGUGACAGAGCAGGAUUCAGGCGUACUGUCCCGCAGUAAAGAACGCAGGGUCUUCCUCUUCGAGCAGAUCGUCAUCUUCAGUGAGCUCUUACGCAAAGGCUCGUCCACACCAGGAUAUCAGUUUAAAAAGAGUAUCAAGGUGAGCUACCUCGGUCUGGAAGAGCAUGUUGAAAACGACCCUUGUAAGUUUGUGCUGUCGUGUCGUGGGUCGGCCGAGCGUUUUACCCUACAGGCGGCAAACACAGACAUUAAACAGCUGUGGGUUAAACACAUCACUGAUCUACUGGACUUACAGAGCAACUUCCUGUCAGCUCUGCAGUCUCCCAUCGAGUAUCAGAAAGAGCGGAGUGGCUCUCAGUCUCUGACCCGUAACUCAUCGAGCAGUGGGCGUGCGGGUCAGUCCAACAGCCGGCCCGGCUCUACUGCAUCACUGGGAGCAGAAAAACCCGCUCUGUCCGAACGGAGCUCCACCCCACUAAAGCUACCUACCUCCAACGGCAGCUCCUGCCACGACUUGGGCAGAUACCACUCCCCCAGGCAGCAGCAUGACGGUGUGGGUUGUAACGGUACGUCAUCCUCCUUGAUGGUGACUCAGGACUAUAAUGCACUGAAAGAGAAUGAGAUCUGUGUCACGCAGGGUGAGACGGUGCAGAUACUGGCAACUAAUCAGCAGAACAUGUAUCUGGUGUACCGUCCCGCUAACAGCCAAUCACCAGCCGCAGAGGGCUGGGUGCCGGGACAUAUCCUGGGCCCGGUCACGAAAUCCCUUGUAGACACAACUGCAGACUCAAACAUCAAGAAGUCUCUGUCAUGGAACACGCUUCGUGCUCGCAAGCGUGCUGAGAAGGACAUUACGCCCCUCAAAAGUGACAUUAAGGUUGAGAAUGGACUGCGUAAGACUAAAGAUAUUCUCAGCAGCAAGGUCACUGUAAAAGAGACUCACAGCUCAGAUGAGUCCGAAUGUGAGGAUGAACUAGACCCCAAAACUAGUAUGGAGUUAUUGAACCCUAAUUUCAUCCAAGAGGUGGCUCCAGAGUUCCUGACCCCUUUAGCAGACGUGACUUGUGCUCUGGGGGAGACGGUGGUGCUGUGCUGUAAAGUGUGCGCUCGACCCAAACCAACCAUCACACUGAAAGGACCCGAUCAAAGUCUGCUGGUCAACAACAACAGAUUCACUAUCAACAUCAGGGACACUGGUGAUAUUGUGUUGAAGAUCUGUAAUCUGAUGCCGCAGGACACCGGCAUCUACACCUGUGUGGUUGUAAAUGAUCACGGCACAGCCUCCUCUUCUGCCUCCAUUAAAGUACAAGGUAUCCCAGCAGCCCCUGCUCGGCCUGUGGCACAGGAAGCCAGCAGCACGGCUGUGAUCGUCCACUGGCUUCCUCCGGCCAGCUCUGGAAACUCUGCCAUCUCCAGCUACACUGUGGAAUACAGACAGGAAGACUCUCUGGUGUGGCAGCAGUCGGUGGUCUCCACUGCAGAUGUGUGUGUGAAGAUUGAGAAUCUGAUUCCUGGUGGGCAUUAUCAGUUCAGGGUCAGUGCCAGUAACCCCUGGGGCAUCAGCCCACCCAGUGAACCCUCAAACAUGGUGACGUUACCCAGCACAGCCUCGACAUAUGAUGGCACAGGAAUCCAAUGGAAAGACAACUUUGAUUCUGCGUUCACUGAAAUAUGUGAAAUUGGACGGGGUCGUUUCUCUGUGGUCAGGAGGUGUCUGAGUAAAGCCAGUAAGAAGGAAGUUGCUGUGAAGUUUGUCAAUAAGAAGAUGCAGAAGAAAGAGCAGGUGGCCCAUGAAGCUGAUAUCCUGCGUCACGUCCAACAUCCACAGCUGGUGGCGCUACUUGACACCUAUGAGUCGCCCACAGCGUACAUGCUGGUUCUUGAGCUAGUGGAAGAUGGUCGUCUGUUGGAUUAUUUGGUGGCUCAUGAUGAGCUAAUGGAGGAGAAGGUGGCUUUCUUCAUUAAAGACACACUGGAAGCUCUGCAGUACCUGCACACCUGCAGAGUUGCUCAUUUGGACCUCAAGCCUGAAAACCUGUUGGUGAACCUACACGUGCCAGUGCCCUGCGUGAAGCUCACAGAUCUGGGUGAUGCUGUGCAGAUCUCGGGUCACCGCUAUGUGCAUCUGCUCCUUGGGAACCCUGAGUUUGCUGCUCCUGAGCUCAUCCAGGGUACCCCGGUGUCCCUUUCCACAGACGUCUGGAGCAUGGGGGUGCUGGCGUACAUCAUGCUCAGCGGCGUCUCACCGUUUCUGGAUGAGAGUCUGGAAGAGACCUGCGUCAACAUCUGCAGGUUGGACUUUUGCUUUCCUGACGAGUACUUCUGCGGGGUGAGCCAUGCCGCCAAAGACUUCAUCUUGUCUACGCUUCACCAGGACCCCCGAAAGCGGCCGAGUUCAGCCACGUGUCUGCAGCACCCGUGGGUCAGCGCUCACAGCGGAGAUUAUUCCAAAACACCGCUGGACACCAGCAGACUCACUGCGUUCAUAGACAGACGCAAACAGCUACAUGACGUCAGACCGGUGACUAAUGUUAAAGGACUAGUCAGCAGUAGUAUGGGUCACACCUUAUGAGACAAGUCCAGACUACAGUCAUUAAAAUAUAUCAUAUAAUUUGUGCACUUACGUGACGUUUUCUACAGAGUGGACAUUCUUAGAUAAAUAUUCCAGGUUCAAUAAAGUUACUCCUCCAUCACUUAUAACAAAAAAGGCAGUUGGAGGAAGGCACUUACAUGUGAAUGGGGCCAGUCCGUAAACACUAAAAUACACACCAUUUGUUAUCAUGGCAUUUAGUAUGUGUUUUCGUAGAAUCAAAUUGUAUAUAACUUUACACAGAAAAGUUUAGUGAGUGAUUUUAUAACACUAAAAUCAUGUUAACACAUAUUGUUUAUGUCUUGUGGUUCAGUGUCUCACUGUAAACUACAUUUUUGCUUUUUUAAUGAAAAGUUGUUUGGACAAGUAUUAAAUGGAUGGUUCACCCAAAAAGAAAAUGGUGUGAAAAUGGAGAAAAUGGAGUGGUGGUGGCGUAGUGGGCUAAAGCACUGAACUGGUAAGCAGAAGGUUGUUGGUUUGAUCCCCACAGCCACCACCAUUGUGUCCUUGAGCAAGGCACUUCAUUCCAGGUUGCUCCGGGGGGAUUGUCCCUGUAAUAAGGGCACUGUAAGUCGCUUUGGAUAAAAGCGUCUGCCAAAUGUGCAAAUGUAAAGAAAAAGGCUUUCAUCAUUUACUCACCUACAUGUUCCAUAUAAGUACGAGUUUCUUCUGUGGAACACUUAAUAUGUUGUUUGGCAGAAUGUUGAUUGGAAUAUAAUGCAUGAGCUGUAUGGAAUACUUCUGGUGCUUUUAUGGAGCUCAACACCUUCUGUGCCCUUUCAAUUUCUUCGUAUGGAACAGAGCGGUAUUCUGCACAUCCUUCAAAGCCAGACAGGUUUGGAGCAACUUUAAGGUGUUAUAAAUGAUGACAGAGUUUUCACUUUUGGGUGAACUAUUCCUUAAAUGAACUGUGGUCAGUUGAAAGCAAGAAAGAAAGUCAGAGUUGUGUCGAAAGUGGUGAGGAGUUGGAUAUUGAACGACCUAAACAGGAAAAUCCGUCAUCUUUAAUUCAGCAGAUCUAUUUUUCUCAAACUCCUCAAGAUAAACAAAAGGAUGUAGAAUAUUACAGGUAAUAAUUAUUGUACAAAUAUAACUGCAUGUAGAAAGAAUUGAACAUCCACCAUAUAAAAUCAGUUUGGAAAGUCUGGCCUCAUGAUUUGAGUUUUAUCACCAAUGUAGAUUAUUUAGUGAGGCAGUUUUUAGCCAUAAUGAGGAAUUGUAUCAAGAAUGUUUGUGAUUGUAUUUCUGUUUGUUUAUUUGAAUGUUGUUGUUUCAGAUAAUUCGCUUAAGCAGAUAAAGCUUAUUUAACAUUUAUUUAAUUUCAACCAAUCCCCACAUAAUGUCCAGGUAGAACCCCAAAGCCUUAAACUCUGCUUAUUUAUUAUUUUUCACAUAUUUAUGUAUUAUAUGAAUGUCCAGGUAUUUGUGUUAAGACAUUUACAUUUGAUUGUAUUGUUCAACUAUAGUUCUGUAUGUUGUAGGCCUACAGUAUGUGAUGUCAGAGGUGUCCAACUGAAUGUCAUGUCAGUCAUAUAUCAGCUGUGACAUGUCAAAUAAAUUCAUAAACUGUUUCAGAUGAUAAUGUGGCCAAAUUAUCGAACACACUCUGAAGGAACACUUUUUAACCAUUAUUACUGUAAAAUGACAGUGAGAGUAACCUAACGUCCUGUCUACAAUGGACUUGUGGACAAUGGAAACUGCUCUUUCCCUCAAAUUUGUUUUAACCAUUUUAAAGUAGGCCUACUUAUUUAUUAGAAUAAGUCAACUGGUAUUAUCACCAAAAGCCUUUGUGUCAUUCCACAGGACAGUACAACAGUAUCAUUUGCAGGUUAAUAUUUGUAUAUCUGGUUGGAAACACUGCUAUGGACAGUUCUGUCAAAAAUGUAUUUGACAUACAACAACACAUCACAAUGCUACAGUUGACAUGACUGUAUUUCACUCUUCUUUAUUGGUCAGGGACUCAGGCCAUUGAAUGACGUUUCAGUUGUGUAUUAUGAUAGCAUUAUAGCAUGACACACCUGUGAAUACUGCAUUAGGACAAUCAUCACAUUAAUGACAUCACAGCAACUUUGCUUUUGCUGAGAUCUAUCUCAUGUAUAACCUCAUCGGUACCUGCUGUAUAUUGCUUCUGCUCUGCAUUGAUAACCUCUGUCACAUCAUAAGUGUUUGACUCAGCUUCAUGUCAGCACAUCUGAAACAAGCAGCAUAAUGUUAUCAGAAUGUUAGUUUAAUUCUAUAUUUACAUAAAAUAGUUUGAAGCAGCUAUUAGGUCUCUAUCAAACUUUGAUGUUUCCUGUGUAAACCAGUGAGGCAGGGUCACAGCCUCUAUCUCAGGAGUUCUCUGAAGAAUAUAGCCACAUCUACUCUACUCCAUGCAUAGGCCUAUAGCCCUGCAAUAGGAUUGUAUAGAAGUCUCUGUGUAAAAUUUGCAUUCAAAAACAGAAAUAUUCUUUUUCUUGAUUCAUAUGGGCUGUUUGUUUGUAACUGAAUGUUUAAUAAA